Messenger RNA from Vavraia culicis subsp. floridensis, 750 nucleotides. RefSeq lists its product as uncharacterized. The record is from RefSeq and is a predicted model, not a curated record. The transcript has a single exon. Gene Ontology annotation, biological process: endoplasmic reticulum to Golgi vesicle-mediated transport. Gene Ontology annotation, cellular component: TRAPP complex. NCBI's taxonomy places the organism in Eukaryota, Fungi, Microsporidia, Pleistophoridae. Bases 1 to 609 code for a protein of 202 amino acids.
AUGUCGAUAUCAUCAUUUUUCAUAAUCAGUAAAUCAGGCGGAAUGAUUUACAAAUUUUUGAAACAGGAUGAAAAGAACAUGAAAAAGCGCGUAAUGUCCAAGAGUAGUCCAAACAGAAAUGAUAAAACAACAAAGGACGGACCUAACAUGGAUGAGAAUGAUGGUGUGAAUGCAAUAAAUACCGCCAAUGAUGCAAACUGCGUUUAUAAGACCGAUGGGAACAAGGACGGGCAAGGAGCUACGAGUAAUACGGUGAAUUCUAGUGGCCACACAGAGCGUAUCGGCAGUCAGAUCGUGCUCGCCCAUCUGCAAACUACCAACCUUAACGAUCUCCUGGUCCUUAACAGCACUCUGCACACGAUCCAUCAGAUGGCCACAACAAUCUACGGCCAAUCACAGAAGUUUUACAUAUAUUUGCACGGUCUCACUCUUUCUAUGUUUAGGACAAUGACAGGCUAUACCUUUGUAUUUAUAGGUGAUGAGAAGGCAGGUGAUAAACUGGUAGAUAGUGUUUACAGGGAGUUUAAUCUGUACGUGCUGAGGAAUCCGGCGUACAUGGAUGACAUGCCCAUCAAUUUAUGCACCUUUAAGCCUUACAAAUACUUUUGAGGUGUUGUGGCAUAAAAGUUGUAGGAAUGGGGCUUUGAGCUAGCGCAGAAUUACAAUAUGGAAUGAAGUUUUUGGUCUUUUUACAGCAAAAAAGUGUUUUAACGUGAUGUAUGAGUGAGCAUGUCACGAGCAGUUCGUAUA